Osmerus eperlanus (European smelt) is the source of this 2655-nucleotide messenger RNA. It is a transcript of the gene trpc7b, whose product is annotated as transient receptor potential cation channel, subfamily C, member 7b. Gene Ontology annotation, molecular function: store-operated calcium channel activity; inositol 1,4,5 trisphosphate binding; protein binding. The record is from RefSeq and is a predicted model, not a curated record. Gene Ontology annotation, biological process: single fertilization; regulation of cytosolic calcium ion concentration; calcium ion transmembrane transport. Gene Ontology annotation, cellular component: plasma membrane; cation channel complex. Lineage: Eukaryota; Metazoa; Chordata; Actinopteri; Osmeriformes; Osmeridae.
AUGCACCGCCGCCACACGACUCUGCGUGAAAAAGGGCGUCGCCAGGCCGUGCGAGGCCCCGCCUACAUGUUCAACGAGCGCGUCGCCCUGACGCCGGAGGAGGAGCGCUUCCUGGACGCCGCCGAGUACGGCAACAUCCCCGUGGUCCGCAAGAUGCUCGACGAGUCCGAGACCCUCAACUUCAACUGCGUGGACUACAUGGGCCAGAAUGCACUGCAGCUGGCGGUGGGAAACGAGCACCUGGAGGUCACCGAGCUGCUGCUCAAGAAGGAGGGGCUGGCCCGAGUGGGCGACGCCCUGCUGUUGGCCAUCUCCAAGGGUUACGUGCGCAUCGUGGAGGCCAUAUUGGGCCACCCGGCGUUCGGCAGCGGCCUGCGGCUCACGCUGAGCCCCCUGGAGCAGGAGCUCCGCGACGACGACUUCUACGCCUACGACGAGGACGGCACGCGCUUCUCGCACGACGUGACCCCCGUCAUCCUGGCGGCGCACUGCCAGGAGUACGAGAUCGUCAACAUCCUGCUGACCAAGGGCGCCCGCAUUGAGAGGCCGCACGACUACUUCUGCAAGUGCGCCGAGUGCUGCGAGAAGCAGCGGCGGGACACGUUCUGCCACUCGCGCUCCAGGAUGAACGCCUACAAGGGCCUGGCGAGCGCCGCCUACCUGUCGCUGUCCAGCGAGGACCCCGUGCUCACGGCGCUGGAGAUGAGCAACGAGCUGGCCAGGCUGGCCAACAUCGAGACAGAGUUUAAGGGUAACGACUACAGGAAGUUGUCCAUGCAGUGUAAGGACUUUGUGGUCGGUGUGCUGGACCUGUGCAGGGACACGGAGGAAGUGGAGGCCAUCUUGAACGGAGACGUAGACCAGGAGCCACUAAAUGACCACAACCGGCCCUGUCUCAGUCGGGUCAAACUGGCCAUCAAAUACGAGGUCAAGAAGUUUGUGGCCCAUCCGAACUGCCAGCAACAGCUUCUGACCAUCUGGUAUGAGAACCUGUCUGGUCUGAGGCAGCAGUCUGUGGGGGUGAAGUGCUGGACCGUGCUGGGGGUCACUGUGGGCCUCCCCUUCCUCGCCAUCUCCUACUGGAUUAUGCCCUGUAGCAAGCUGGGCCAGAUCUUGCGUAGCCCCUUCAUGAAGUUUGUGGCCCACGCCGUCUCCUUCACCAUCUUUCUGGGCCUACUGGUCAUCAACGCCUCGGACCGCUUCGAUGGGGUCAAGAACCUGCCCAACGAGACCAUCACUGACCACCCUCGCCAGGUGUUCAGGGUCAAGACCACCCAGUUUUCAUGGACCGAGAUGCUGAUUAUGAAGUGGGUUCUUGGGAUGAUCUGGUCGGAGGUGAAGGAGAUCUGGGCCGACGGUCCCAGAGAGUACAUCAUGCACCUGUGGAACCUUCUGGACUUCGGCAUGCUGUCCAUCUUUGUGGCGUCCUUCACGGCACGCUUCAUAGCCUUCCUCAAGGCCUCCAAGGCACAACUCUAUGUCGACCUGCAUGUGACUGCCGAUGACCUCAGCAGCGCCUCAUUACCCGAUGAGAUUGCAUACUUCACCUACGCCAGGAACAAGUGGCGUCCGUCGGACCCUCAGAUAAUCUCCGAGGGUCUGUAUGCCAUCGCCGUGGUGCUAAGCUUCUCGCGGAUCGCCUACAUCCUGCCUGCCAACGAGAGCUUCGGCCCGCUGCAGAUCUCGCUGGGGAGGACAGUGAAGGACAUCUUCAAGUUCAUGGUCAUCUUCAUCAUGGUCUUCGUGGCCUUCAUGAUCGGCAUGUUCAACCUCUACUCUUACUACUUGGGAGCCAAGUACAACCCAGCCUUUACUACGGUGGAGGAGAGUUUCAAGACCCUGUUCUGGUCCAUCUUUGGCCUGUCUGAGGUGAUUUCGGUCGUACUGAAGUAUGACCAUAAGUUCAUAGAGAACAUAGGCUAUGUUCUCUACGGGGUCUACAACGUGACCAUGGUGGUGGUUCUCCUCAACAUGCUCAUAGCCAUGAUCAACAGCUCCUACCAGGAGAUAGAGGAGGAUGCAGAUGUGGAGUGGAAGUUUGCCAGGGCCAAGCUGUGGCUCUCCUACUUUGAUGAGGGUCGUACUCUGCCCGCCCCCUUCAACCUGGUGCCCAGCCCAAAGUCCUUCUACUACCUGGUCGUGCGCAGCAAGGCCUGCCUGGUACACCUCUUUAAGGCCAAGGGGCAUCACCACGACAACGAGCUAGAGAUGGGCAUGCUCAACUCACGACCAAAGGUGGAACACUACAGUUCUCAGCUCCGACCCCGCGAGGAGUUCAUCCCCAAGAAGCCCAUCAAACACCCCACCAGAUAUCAGAAGAUCAUGAAGCGCCUCAUCAAGCGAUACGUGCUGAAGGCCCAGGUUGACAGAGAGAAUGAUGAAGUCAACGAAGGCGAGCUGAAGGAGAUCAAGCAGGAUAUCUCCAGCCUGCGCUACGAGCUGCUGGAGGAGAAGUCCCAGGCCACGGGGGAGCUGGCAGACCUCAUCCAACAGCUCAGCCACAAGUUCGGCAAGAAUACAGAGAGGCAAUGAGAGGGAGAAAGAGAAGUUCACGGGUGAGAAUUGAAAGGCCUACUUAGAGGCCUUGACAUCAAAUCUCUAUAACUUCUGAGAGGGUGAGGGAGAGUGAUCAAGAGAGAGAGACAUACAGACAGA